AUGAAUAAAGGAAUUAGCAUAUAAUCAAACAGUGAGGAUUUAACUAGCCAAAAAAUUGUUUGGUUUUAUUUCAAAAGGACAUUUUGGGUUGAAAGAGCUGAUUCCAUGUGGGAUGAUAUUGAUAAGAAAUUUAUAAGCAGUUUGUAUAAAUUUAGGAUAAUGAUCAAAAAAGUAUACACUGUACCAACUCCAAGAGAAUAGAAACCAAAAAUACAGUAAAAGAGUUAACAAGAUAGUAGAAAGUAAACAUAAUUUGCCUAUAUUCCUGAUUCAACCACUUAAAAAGAAUAAGCAUCAAAGAUGGCUCGCUCAUAUUUAAUGUUUAAGCCCAAGUUAGUCGAAGAAAUUGAUGAGAACAACAUGAAAAAGAUGAAACUCUCAUUUCACAAUUCGAUUACUGACUUACAAACUUUCGAGGAAUUGGCACAAGAAUAGCAACAGAGAGAAUCAACACCAAAUUUAAAUUAGGCUCCUUAAGAAAAGACUAAGACAUUUGUCAGAAAGUCUAUGAGACACUUAACUUAGCUAUGAAGCAAAAUAAAUUUUGUGAUAAAUUAUAUAUAUGACUUAUUUAAGUCUUUUAUAUUAAAUUUUGGAUA
Messenger RNA from Paramecium tetraurelia, 599 nucleotides. RefSeq lists its product as uncharacterized. The record is from RefSeq and is a predicted model, not a curated record. The transcript has 5 exons. Lineage: Eukaryota; Ciliophora; Oligohymenophorea; Peniculida; Parameciidae.